Messenger RNA from Sardina pilchardus (European sardine), 977 nucleotides. Its product is annotated as glutathione S-transferase 3, mitochondrial-like. The transcript has 6 exons. Gene Ontology annotation, cellular component: endoplasmic reticulum; nuclear envelope; membrane. Gene Ontology annotation, molecular function: glutathione peroxidase activity; glutathione transferase activity. NCBI's taxonomy places the organism in Eukaryota, Metazoa, Chordata, Actinopteri, Clupeiformes, Clupeidae. The record is from RefSeq and is a predicted model, not a curated record. The coding region runs from base 129 to 557 and encodes 142 amino acids.
GAAAGUCACGCCCCCUUACUAUCUGCGCCCAGUCAUAACCCUUUCACUGUAAAUAAGCUUCGGUAGAUUAGCGCAUAGGCUACGUGCGAAGCCUGGGACCACACUGAGAGCCACUUUUAACAGUCACCAUGGUGCCGGUCACUGAUGAGUAUGGAUAUGUGGUACUCACAGGAUGUAGUACAUUCUUCCUUAUGUCAUACCUCUCACAUAAUGUGGUCAAAGCUCGCAUAAAGUACAACGUGCAGUACCCUAAACUAUACAGUGAUAAUCCGGAGACCGGAGAAAUCUUCAACUGCAUCCAGAGGGCACAUCAGAACACAAAUGAGGCCCUUAUGCCUUUCUAUUUCUUCCUGGCUGUUGGAGGCAUUCCACAUCCACGUAUAGCCAGUACCCUGGGAAUGACCUGGAUUAUCAGCAGGGUGAUAUUUGCCAAAGGCUAUUAUACUGGAGACCCUUCUAAAAGGAGACGUGGAGCAUUUGGGGACCUCGCACUCGUCGGACUCUUCCUGACUGCUGUGAAUUGUGGGAGACUUAUGCUGGGCUGGGGCUGGAAAUGAAUAACCAAUGUUCAAGACAGAUCAAUGUGAUUGACCGUGCAGUGAAUUGACCAGUUGUGCCCAAUGCCAAUCGUUUUGACUGGGAAAGUCAUGGACACCAGCGGCACCUGUUCUAUCUCACCCUGUGUUUAUACCCUGUUGGAAUUAACGGAGGUGGAUGUUGUGCUAAUUCAGUGUUUGAAGAAAUUAUUUGCUAUGUUUGUGAACUGAUUGUGAUGCUUCUACAGGGCACCUUCAUGUAACAUUUGGUUUAAAAUUCCUUGCAAAUUAUAGACUUGCGACCAAAACAUUUUUCUGCUCAGUAUCAAGUGAUUUAAAUCUUUGACUUUAAUGACUUAAAUCUUCGACUUUAAUGACUUAAAAGGGGUGUGCAGACCAUGUAUCCAGCACAGAGCAAGUAAUAAAAGCUAUUUCUAAAAA